AGGGGGCGGGGGACUCGGCUUGUUGUGUUGCUGCCCGAGAACCAGAGACGGUCCUGCUUCGGCCGCGGGUCUUCCAGCCGCCCGACAAUGUCGUCUCAUUUAGUAGAACAGCCGCCGCCCCCCCACAACAACAACAACAACUGCGAAGAGGGUGAACAGCCGUUGGCCCCGACAGCCGGCCUCAACAGUUCCUGGGUGGAGCUCCCUAUGAACAGCAGCAAUGGCAAUGAUAAUGGCAAUGGGAAAAAUGGGGGGCUAGAACACGUACCUUCCUCAUCCUCUAUCCACAAUGGAGACAUGGAAAAGAUUCUUUUGGACGCGCAACACGAAUCAGGACAGAGUAGUUCAAGAGCCAGUUCUCACUGUGACAGCCCUUCCCCACAAGAAGAUGGGCAGAUUAUGUUUGAUGUGGAGAUGCACACCAGCAGGGACCAUAGCUCUCAGUCAGAAGAAGAGGUUGCAGAAGGAGAGAAAGAAGUUGAUGCUUUGAAGAAAAGUGUAGACUGGGUGUCUGACUGGUCCAGUAGACCCGAAAACAUUCCACCUAAGGAGUUCCACUUCAGACACCCCAAACGCUCCGUUUCCUUAAGCAUGAGGAAAAGUGGGGCCAUGAAGAAAGGGGGUAUCUUCUCCGCAGAAUUUCUUAAAGUGUUCAUUCCGUCUCUCUUCCUCUCUCAUGUUUUGGCUUUGGGGCUAGGCAUCUAUAUUGGAAAACGACUGAGCACACCUUCUGCCAGCACCUACUGAAGGAAAGAAAAGCCCCUGGACAAGCGUGUGACCUGUGAAGUGGUGUAUUGUCACGAUAGUUUAUUUGAACUUGAGACCAUUGUAAGCAUGACCCAACCUACCACCCUAUUUUUACAUAUCCAAGUUCCAGUAACUCUCAAAUCCAGUAUUUUAUUCAAACUCUGUUGAGGCAUUUUACUAACCUCAUUCCCUUUUUGGCCUGUAAGACACUUUAGAAUUUCCUAACAGAGUUUACUGUUAUUUAGAAAUUUGCAAGGGCUUCUUUUCCGCAAAUGCCACCAGCAGAUUAUAAUUUUGUCAACAAUGCUAUCGUCUCCUUUUAGUGCUACCAGACUUAGACCUGCAUCAUUCGUGGUAUAAAUUUUGCUCUUGCAAGAUAACUACCAUCUCUCUCUCUUCAAAUGAGAUCAGGUUAGCAAAUGAUAUGACAGCUUUGUUGUUUUGUUUUUUUCAAGACAAAGGCAAGCUUCCCUAAGCUUGAAUUUAUAGUUAUUAAAAAAGAAAACAAACAAACAAAAAAAACCAAGACACA
Molecule: messenger RNA, 1279 nt
Organism: Lynx canadensis (Canada lynx)
Lineage: Eukaryota; Metazoa; Chordata; Mammalia; Carnivora; Felidae
Gene: BNIP3L
Product: BCL2 interacting protein 3 like
Exons: 6
Coding region: 88-747 (219 amino acids)
Biological process (GO): positive regulation of apoptotic process; mitochondrial outer membrane permeabilization; defense response to virus
Cellular component (GO): mitochondrial envelope; nucleus; mitochondrial outer membrane
Source: RefSeq, a predicted model, not a curated record